GGCGACCCAGAAAUGGUCGACGUCGACCGCCGGCCGUCGCUCCCGCACGGCCUCCCGCGCCCGCCGUCCCACUCCGCUGGCCUCCGGCGCCUGUCCACCCGCGCCUCGGCACCCAGCACCCCGCGCGCGCCGGCUCCCCCGUCCCCCUCCGCCGCGGCGGGCCCCGCCCCCUCACCCUCCGCGGUUCUCGCUCACCUCGCCGCGGCUGGAGUGUCCGUCCUCCCUGGCCUCUCCGACACCGAGCUCGCCCUCGCGGAGGCCGCGCUCGGCGGCGUCCAGCUCCCGCCGGACCUCCGCGAGCUGCUCGCCCUGGGCGUGCCCUCGGGGGACGGCUUCCCGGACUACCGGUCCCCGGCCGGGCUCCGCCUCCUCCGCUUCGCCGCGCAGGAGGUCCCGGCCGCCGUCGCCGCCGCGCUGCCCCUCGCCCCGGGCCGACGCCCGGGGCGCGCGGCGCCGCCGCCCCUCGUCCCGCUGUGCGGCCGCCAUUACGUGCCGGCGACGCCCUGCCUCGCGGGGAACCCGGUGUUCCACGUGUCCGACUCCGGCGUGACGUUCGCGGGCGCCAACGCGGCCGACUUCCUCCUCCGCGCGUUCGCCGCCGAGCCGCCCCCCGGCGCGCCGCUCCGGCGCCAGCUCUCCGCGCCGGCCCCGCCGGCGGCGUCCCCGUCCCCCGCGCCGCCGUCCACGGCGCGCCGGAGCCUGGACUCCGUCACCGGCAGGGCCCCGCGCUGGAUCGAGUUCUGGACGGACGCCGCGGCCGCCGGGGACCGCUUCCUGGAGGUCCCCACGGGCGGCGCCCGGGGCAGCGCCGCCGGCGCCGCGGCGCCGGAGUGGCUGCUGCCGAACCUGGAGAGGGCGGGCUCCGCGCUGGCGCGCGGCGGGUGGGCCGCUGCCGAGGUGGAUGAGAUGACGGCGGGCGGUCCCGACGGUGGCGAGGUGCUGGCUCUGGCGCUGACGGUGGACCGGUGCUGCGGGGAGCUGCGGAGGGGAGGGUGGCCCGCGGAAGAGGUGGUGGAGAUGCUGGGCGCGCUGCUGGCGCCGAGGAAGGCCCGGCGGGCGGCGGCGGCGCUGCCGCCGGACGUGGCCGCGCGGGUGGGGAGGCUCGCCGAGGCCGUGUCGCGGGCGGUCGCGUCCCGCGGCAAAGCGAAACCCCCGAGGCCAUCUUGAGAGUCGGGGCGAAAAAAAAUCAUUUUUCUUUGCAUUUUUAGUUUAGAACCGUAGCUCUGUGCUCCCUGUGAUCUAGUACGCGCGUGCAAGUGUGCUUGUACGUGAGCAUAGUUGCGCACAGGCCAAGCACAAGCAGCAUGUGCCUUGUACUAGUAUGGUUUCCGUAGAUCUACCCUGUAGUACAUGUAGAUAUGUUAAAGAGUGAAUCAAUGAAGA
Messenger RNA from Panicum hallii, 1383 nucleotides. RefSeq names its product sal-like protein 3. Lineage: Eukaryota; Viridiplantae; Streptophyta; Magnoliopsida; Poales; Poaceae. Bases 13 to 1167 code for a protein of 384 amino acids. The record is from RefSeq and is a predicted model, not a curated record. The transcript has a single exon.